This is a messenger RNA of Racocetra persica, 396 nucleotides long. The record is from the annotation of a GenBank genome assembly. Lineage: Eukaryota; Fungi; Glomeromycota; Glomeromycetes; Diversisporales; Gigasporaceae.
AUGGCUGAUUCUGAUUCUCAAAAACCACAAACACCUGAUUAUGAGAUUCAAAAAGCACAAUUAUCCAGUGAAUUGAGACGUAUACAACAAUUGUUAAAAGAUAAAACCGACCAAAACGCGCAAUUACAAACAAAUUAUAAUGCUCUUCUUGAAAAAAUAACCGAUUUGCUACCUACAAUAAAUGCUGCUGUAAAAAAAUCAAUAGAAGAUUCUAAUGAAUUUAAUGAACUUAAAGAUAUCAUAAAUAAAAUUGAUAAUGAAGAUUUAAAAAAAUUGAUUAACGAAAAAGCAGAAUCAAUAGAAAAUAAAAUUGAUAACAUUAAAAUUCCCGAAUUACCUAAACCACGUGAUAUUGAUUUAACCGACGUUUUAAAAGAAGCACAAGAAACAACAUGA